AUGUCAUCUACAGUGAAGAUGGAGCAUUGGGCUUAUUGGGCUUUAAAGUUCUUGAAUUUUGAUCCCUUGGAGACCGUUGAUAAGAGCAGAAGACAACUUUUGGAGCUUGAAGAGAUGUGCUUGCAUGCUUAUGAUUCUUCUAAGAAAUACAAAGAAAACGUUAAGUUCUAUCAUGAUAAGAAGUUGGUGAAGAAAGUCUUUCAUCCAGUGAAGAUUAAUGGUGUGUCAGAUGAGGCUAUUAGACUUAGCUUGUUCCCUUUCUGUUUAGGAGGCAAUGCUAAGAUGUGGGUUAAUUCAUUCCCAGAGAAUAGCUUCACUAGGUGGGAAGAUGUGGUGGCUAAGUUCCUGAACAAAUAUUUUCCUCAGUCCAAGGUCAACAACAAAGGCAAGCAGGAAAUUUCUUCUUUUCAAUAG
Vigna angularis (adzuki bean) is the source of this 414-nucleotide messenger RNA. RefSeq lists its product as uncharacterized. Lineage: Eukaryota; Viridiplantae; Streptophyta; Magnoliopsida; Fabales; Fabaceae. The record is from RefSeq and is a predicted model, not a curated record. The transcript is spliced from 2 exons. The coding region runs from base 1 to 414 and encodes 137 amino acids.